GUCGUUCGUUGGAAACAAAAUGGCUGCGAACUUGUUGUAUUAGGCUACAGUCAUUCACAUUUUUCUGGAUGCAAAAACGAACUUAAAUUCACCUUCGUUAAUUUGAAAGUGUUACAAAAUUAAAAUCGAUUCGGAAAUGGAUGCAGACUAUCAAUUAGACAUUGAUGUGCAUAAAAUGUGCAGAUGCUGUUUGACGGCUGAUGAAAAAGACCUGAAAAACAUCUUCUGCUAUGACAUUUUGGACGGCGCUAUUGUUGACUUUCCCAAAAUUUACAAAAAUGUUACAGACAUUGAGACCAAAAAAGACGACAAACUACCGCAAGGUAUUUGCUCCACUUGUAAAGCAAAGGCCAGCGAAUUUCAUUUGUUCAAGCAACGAUGCAUAAACUCGAACAAUUUGCUGUGUAAGAUUUUGGAUGUUCCCAUUCCUGUUAAGUCGUUGGAAAAACCAUCUCAAACGGAUAGGGCUACACAAUCGAUGGUUUGUGAAACUACGGCUCAAGGAACACAAACUAUUGAAACGGUUGAAUCGAAACGAGUGAACCAACAACAACAAAUCGACUAUGUCGACAGACGGGAAAGUAAGACUGCAGUGAAAAUGAUUGAUACGCGCGCCGUCAAACAUGAAGUGGAAGCAGAACUCGAAGAAGACUUUGUCGAUCAGGAAGCUGUAGAAGUGGACGACUAUGUCUUAGAUUACGAGUGCGAGUCAGAGUAUCUGUCACCAGACAAUAUGUAUGUCAUCGGUGAUGAUGGCUCUCCCAUCGAAGACAACGGAGAUCCGUUCAUCGACACGAUUGAAUACAAAAUCGAAGGAUUGGAAAACGAUCAAAUCCAAGUUCUGGAAAGUAUGGAUGCGACUGAGACCUACAGCAUCGUCGAACCGACUAAAUUUCCCGCACCAAAACGAUUAAAAAAGUCGGUCGAAACGUGCAACAUUUGCAAAACGAAAGUCAAAACCAGCCUCCUCAAAUCGCACCGGAAUUUACACCAACGUACGUUACCGACGAUACUCGACUCGAUUCCGUAUUUUCGGUGUGGUCGAUGCAAAACCGUUUUCUCCGAAAUAUCUCACCUGGAAAGUCAUUUUGUCAAUGGCAGCUGCUCCUCGUACGAAGACGAGCCGAACUGUACCGAUUAUCAGUAUCUGGAAGACUUUCCGGAAUGUGACACUGAAGAAGGAGGGGAAUUUUCUGGAUGCCGAACGCUUCGUCUCUGUUCGGUUCUGCAAACAUCGGACGAUACGUUUACCUGUGAGCUGUGCUUCAAUUUCACCAGUUCAAGCGUUCAUGACAUUCUCGUGCAUUGCGUCAAGCACUUCAGUAAUGACAAGGAGAACAACGUCGUCUAUUACGACGAAACAAUGCCCGGUCCACACAGAUGUGGCGUAUGUCAAUUGAAUCAAUCGUCCUUGUCUGCCGCGCUGCGCCAUGUCUUCUUCCAUCUAUCGUCGUUUAUCUGCCCGCACAAAGAUUGUGACGACAAAUUUGCCGAUUUCAAAUCGCUCAACGUACACUUCGACCAGUGCCAUAUGCAGAAAGAAAGUGUUAACAAUCAACAGUGCAUGCACUGCGGUUACAUUGCGGGAAAUUAUCAAGCCUUUCGACAGCAUCAGUGGAGGGAGUGCGAAAAGAAAAUCCAUCGAUGUGAAGUAUGCGACAAGAAAUUCUUUCACAAAACAUCUCUGUCGAUGCACAUGAAAUACCAUUUGGAGGCGAAAUAUGCGUGCGAAGAAUGCAACAAAACGUUUUCACAGUCGUGCGACUUGAAGGUGCACCGUCGUAUCCAUACUGGAGAGAAACCGUACAAGUGCGAGCACUGCGACAAAUCAUUCCGAUCGAUAAGUAACAGAAAGGAUCACAUGAGCACCCAUCGAACCGACAAACUGUUCACCUGCGAAAUCUGUUCACAAACAUUCAAAUCGGAACGCACGCUACGAGGCCACUAUCCCAUUCACAAUGCUACCAAGAAAUUUCAGUGCACUCAAUGCAACAAGUCUUUCCAUCGCCGGUUCCAUUUGACGUUGCACUUGAAAAGUCACGAGAGAAAGGAUUAUCGAGUUGUCAGCACAUCGCCGUCGGCUAAAGUUAAGGCGUAGCAUGUAACAUUGUACCAUAAUGCUGUAACAUCUUGUGUGUAAGCUAGUUAAUAAUAUCAAAUAGUCAAUCGAGAAA
Bradysia coprophila is the source of this 2174-nucleotide messenger RNA. RefSeq lists its product as uncharacterized. Gene Ontology annotation, cellular component: nucleus. Gene Ontology annotation, biological process: regulation of transcription by RNA polymerase II. Lineage: Eukaryota; Metazoa; Arthropoda; Insecta; Diptera; Sciaridae. The record is from RefSeq and is a predicted model, not a curated record. Gene Ontology annotation, molecular function: DNA-binding transcription activator activity, RNA polymerase II-specific; zinc ion binding; RNA polymerase II cis-regulatory region sequence-specific DNA binding.